UAAACAAUUAAUUGAAACAGCUGCGUUUGUUUUUAAAUAUAAUCGUAUAAUCUUUUACAAAUACAGCAAAAUUAACAUAUUUAAUAUCAUGAUAUACACAGGAGCACAACUUCAUGUAUUUAUUAUGGUCUAAAGUUUUGUGAAAUUAAGGUACAAUUAAUGACGUUUUCCUGAAGUUUUUAAAUUAUUUUUAUUAUGGCUCUCAGACCAUUUUUACACUUAGGUGAUAAUGUAUAUAAAUGCGUUUUUACAUUUGUACAGCUUAAACCUAAAAUAUAUGUGGCUCAAAAAUAUGCACAAAUUAGGAAUUUCAGUAAGCUAAGGGACAAAACAAGAUUAUCGAAAAACUUUCAGAAACAUAAAAAUGGACAUGUUGUCAAAAUAUGGAAACCACUUACCUUUACAGUUAUGUUUAGUGGAGCAACAUUUAUUGGUGCUGUCAUUUGGGAAUAUGAGAGUAUCAGAGAACGAACCCAUAGGAUGAUCAGAAAUUACAGACAAUGGGGAAUACAUAAAACAGGAUGGAGACGAGAAAUGGAGGUUUGGUGGAAUAGUUUGUCAGAAGGAGAAAAGAUAUUUUUUCCUAUAUGUUUUUUGAAUGUCAUAGUGUUUUUAUCAUGGCAUGUACCGGCAUUUCGAGUAACGAUGAAUCGAUAUUUUUGUAGUAAUCCUGCAUCUAGUGUCUUAUGUUGGCCAUUACUUCUAUCUACAUUUUCUCACUUUUCUGUUCUUCAUUUAAUGGCCAACAUGUAUGUAUUAUACAACUUCUCUACUAUUGCUGUAAAGAAAUUGGGUAAAGAGCAGUUUGUGGCACUUUAUUUAACUAGUGGAGUGGUAGCUAGUUUUUCAAGUUAUUUGUACAAAGUUAUGAUUGGUUUACAAAAUCCUUCGUUAGGAGCUUCAGGAGCAGUAAUGGGCAUUCUUGGAUAUGUUUGUACUGAAUUUCCAAAUACAUACCUCUCUAUUAUUUUUCUUCCUAUGAUUAAAUUUACAGCAAGUACGGCCAUUAAAACAAUGAUGGGAGUAGAUACAUUGGGAUGCCUCUUACGUUGGCAGCGUCUCGAUCAUGCAGCUCAUUUGGGUGGAGUAAUAUUUGGGAUAUUUUGGCAAGUAUGGGGUAAUGCUAAUAUAUGGCAAAAACGCGAACCAGUAUUAAUGUUUUGGCAUCAACUUCGUGAUCAAUCAAAAUCUCGUUAAAACUACUUUGUUAUUCAAUUGAUGUUAUUGUAUCAAUUUUAUCGAAGAUUUAAAGAAUCGGGGAAAAUCAAUUAAAGUAAGUAUAAAUUAUAUAAGAAAAAAAUAAAUUUGUCUUUCAUAAAUAUUUAAAUAAUAAAAAGAGAAACAACAGAACGAUUGCUUAAUAUUUCAUAGCAUCAGUUUAUUUAAAUCGAGUUAAAUAUUUUUGUACCCUCAUUAAUAUGAUUAUUUUCAUUAUAUAAAGUGUUAUUAAAAAUUUGUUUUUAAUAUACAAAAAAUAGAAGAACAUACAUUAAAUUAACUUUUAAGGUAUUUUACAUGAUGCUUAAUAUGAUCUUCAAUAAAUGUAGCUAUGAAAAAAUA
Osmia bicornis bicornis is the source of this 1560-nucleotide messenger RNA. RefSeq names its product presenilins-associated rhomboid-like protein, mitochondrial (gene rho-7). The transcript has 9 exons. NCBI's taxonomy places the organism in Eukaryota, Metazoa, Arthropoda, Insecta, Hymenoptera, Megachilidae. Bases 196 to 1197 code for a protein of 333 amino acids. Gene Ontology annotation, molecular function: serine-type endopeptidase activity. Gene Ontology annotation, cellular component: membrane. The record is from RefSeq and is a predicted model, not a curated record.